AUGUGUGAUUCACCACCAACAACGAUACCAUCUGUUUUAAAAAUAAAUAAACAAUGCCCUCCAGAUCAAGAAAUAAAUAUUCUUUUAUUGGGACAAACAGGUGUGGGAAAAUCAACAUUUAUUAAUUCUUUAGCUAAUUAUCUUGUUAAUGAUAAUUUUGAUGAAGCAAUCCAUGAUGAAAUGCAAGUCAUUAUUCCAACUUCAUUUUAUUUUACUGAUCCAGAAACUUUUGAAGAAAAACUAAUAAAUAUUGGUGACAAAAAAAAUUCUAAAGAAAUUAAUGAAAAUGGUCAAUCAUGUACACAGCAAUGUAGAAGUUUUGUUUUUCCAUUUGGUCAGCGAAAUUUACGAUUAAUUGAUACACCUGGUAUGGGUGAUACAAGAGGUUCACAACAAGAUAAUGAAAAUUUAUUUGAAAUUUUAACAUAUAUUUCUUAUUAUGAACAUUUAAAUGGUAUAUGUAUUUUCCUAAAACCAAAUGAAGAACGUUUAACAAUAAUAUUUCGACUUAUUAUUAAACAAAUUCUUCAUUAUUUAGAACCCAGUGUAAGUAAAAAUAUAACAUUCAUCUUAACAAAUGCUCGAUCGACAUUUUAUACACCGGGUAGUUCGAAAAAACUUCUUCAAGUACUUAUAAAUGAAUAUCAUGAUAAAUAUCAUCUUGAAAUACCUUUAUCAAAAGACAAUACAUUUUUAUUAGACAAUGAAACACUUCGUUACAUUGGAUUGUGUAAAGCGGGAAUACAAAUCAAUAAUGAACAAAUUCAAAUUUAUAAGAAAAGUUGGGAUUAUACUAUUAAAGAAUAUGAACGUCUUAUUAUUUAUCUAUGUCAAUGUCCACUUCAUGCUGUUGCAAAUACACUUUCUCUAAAUUCAGCCGAGCAACUCAUUAAACAACUUUCACGUCCAAUUGCUGAAACAAUAAGACUUAUUCAACAAAAUAUUCAACUUGCUAAUGAACAUAAGCAAAAACCUUCGAAAAAAAAGACAAAUGCUACACAUAAAUUACCUCAAUAUAUUGCUAAUAUUGGGCAAAUUAUCCGCCCGAACUUGGUUUGUAUUAGUAAAUGUAGUGUAUGUGAAUGUUCUUGGAAUCGUCAUAUGAAUAUUACAUAUGAAUAUCAAACAAACCUAACUUAUGUUAAUAUGAACGAUAACGCAAGUAGCAAAAACGAUGAUCAUGUAUUGAUACAAAAUAUUCAAGGUUAUAUUGAUAAUUUACAAAAAGAACAAGAAAUGAUUAAAGAUAUUUACAUGGAACUACUAAAAUUUCUUUAUGUCAACGCCAUUCAUCCAUGUAAUAAUGAUAUUGUUGAGUAUCUUAGAUUAUUUAUCCUAGAAGAACAUAUAAAAAGAAAUGCAGGCAUUUCAAACGACGAAAUCAUUGAUAAUCUUACAAAAACAAUGACACAGUAUGAACAUGAUAUAGAUAUUUUAAAAAAGAACUUAGCUAAACAAGACUCCGCUGACGCAAAAGACGUGUUAACAGCUGAGAAAGUAUUUCUUCAAGUUGGUAAUCUAUAUCGCUUACCUAUUAAUGGACAACAAUUUCGUGACCAAAUUGAUAUUUUGAAAUUCGUUGAAGCACAAGGAGUAAAAGCAAGAGAAAAGCAUAUUAAAUUGCCACAAAAAGCUGCUACGUCAAGAAUCAUGCAUAUAUCGAAUGAUGUCACGUCAUCACGAAGAUAA
Molecule: messenger RNA, 1689 nt
Organism: Rotaria sp. Silwood1
Lineage: Eukaryota; Metazoa; Rotifera; Eurotatoria; Philodinida; Philodinidae
Source: the annotation of a GenBank genome assembly